This is a messenger RNA of Etheostoma cragini (Arkansas darter), 792 nucleotides long. RefSeq names its product peptidyl-prolyl cis-trans isomerase-like. Gene Ontology annotation, biological process: protein peptidyl-prolyl isomerization; protein folding. Gene Ontology annotation, molecular function: peptidyl-prolyl cis-trans isomerase activity. The transcript has 5 exons. NCBI's taxonomy places the organism in Eukaryota, Metazoa, Chordata, Actinopteri, Perciformes, Percidae. The coding region runs from base 130 to 633 and encodes 167 amino acids. The record is from RefSeq and is a predicted model, not a curated record. Gene Ontology annotation, cellular component: intracellular membrane-bounded organelle.
GUGGUUGUGAUUGGCUGUCGGCUGCUUCUGCAUCCUGGGGCACAGACUCACAUAAACAGCCAAGAGAAGCGGAGCCUGUCCUUACAAGAGGAUCUCUCCCACCCCAAAACCUCCAGCUCGACCAGAAACAUGGCAAAACCCAGAGUCUUCUUCGACAUCACUAUUAAUGGAGCUAAGACCGGCAGGAUAGUAAUGGAGCUCCGGGCUGACGUGGUCCCAAAGACUGCAGAAAACUUCCGUGCCCUGUGCACCGGGGAGAAGGGUUUCGGCUACAAGGGCUCCAUCUUCCACCGUAUCAUCCCUAAAUUCAUGUGCCAGGGCGGGGACUUCACCAAGCACGAUGGAACCGGAGGGAAGUCCAUCUACGGGGAGAAGUUUGCUGAUGAGAACUUCCAGCUGAAGCACACGGGCCCGGGCAUCCUGUCCAUGGCCAACGCCGGACCCAACACCAACGGGUCCCAGUUCUUCCUCUGCACGGAGAAAACCAGCUGGCUGGACGGGAAGCACGUGGUGUUCGGCUCCGUCGUGGAGGGCAUGGACGUCGUCAAGAAGAUGGAGGCGUACGGCACGACAGGCGGCACGCCCAAAGACAAAGCCAAGGUCGUCAUCGCUAACUGUGGCGAAGUAAAAUAAGUUGGCUUGUCACUCCUGUAACAUUUACUCUUUAUUAUCCACCCCCGUAUUACACGGGGUAGUAUUUUGUACCUUCUGACCUGUUCCCCGAGGAUAUUUGUUAACAGAAUCUGGAUCAAAUGUUGCUGAUGGUGUAAAUAAAGCACCUUGAAAAGCUAA